CUACUCCCCUUCCCGCCCCCACCCCCCCCUCCUCCCCCGCCCCACCCUCGACCCCCUCCUCCCCCCCCUUCCCCCCCCCCGCCCCUCCCCCCCUUUCUUCUUCCCCCGCCCAUCCCUCCCCUCCCGCCCGCCCCUUCCCCCCCUCCCCCCCCCCCCCUUACCCCUCCCCCCCCCCCUCCCCCCUCCAUCGCCCCCCCUUCACUCGCCCCCCUCCUCCUACUCCUUCCUCCCCUUCCCCCUCCCUCUCUCUCCCCCCCUUCCCCCCCCCCUCCCCCUCUUCCCCCCCCCCCCUUCUUCCCCCGUCUUCCCCCCCCUCCCUCCCCGCCCCCCCUCCCUCCACCCCCCCCUCCCCCGCCCCCCCCCCCCCUCUCUCUCUCUCCCCUCCCCCUUCCUCCCCCCUCCCAUCCCGCCCUCCCUCCCCCCGCACCCCUUUUCUCCCCCCCCCCCCCCCCCCCCCCUCGCCCCCCCUCCACGCCCCCCCCUCCCGCCCCCCCCCCCCCUCCACCCCCCCACCCCCCCCCCAGCCCCCCCCACCCCCCCCCCCCCCCCCCUCCCCCCCCCCCCCCCCCCCCCCCCCGCCCCACCCCACCCCCCUCCUACCCCCCGCCACCCUCUUCCCCCUCCCACCCCCCUCCACCCCCCCCCCCUUCUCUCCCCCCCCUCCCACCCUUUCCCCCCCCCCCCCCCCCCCCCCCCCCCCCCCUCCCCCCCCCCCCCCCACCCCCCCCACCGCCCUCCCCCCCCCACCCCCCCCUUUUCUUCCUCCUCCCCUCUCCUCUCCCUUCCGCUCUUUACCCUCCCCUUCUUUUUCCCGCUUCUGCUCCUUCCCCUGUCUAG
Messenger RNA from Malania oleifera, 837 nucleotides. Its product is annotated as vegetative cell wall protein gp1-like. The transcript is spliced from 5 exons. The annotation marks the transcript as partial. The record is from RefSeq and is a predicted model, not a curated record. Lineage: Eukaryota; Viridiplantae; Streptophyta; Magnoliopsida; Santalales; Ximeniaceae.